Messenger RNA from Talpa occidentalis (Iberian mole), 1383 nucleotides. RefSeq names its product adaptor related protein complex 3 subunit sigma 2 (gene AP3S2). Gene Ontology annotation, cellular component: intracellular membrane-bounded organelle; membrane coat; AP-3 adaptor complex. Bases 63 to 644 code for a protein of 193 amino acids. The transcript has 6 exons. The record is from RefSeq and is a predicted model, not a curated record. Gene Ontology annotation, biological process: Golgi to vacuole transport; intracellular protein transport. NCBI's taxonomy places the organism in Eukaryota, Metazoa, Chordata, Mammalia, Eulipotyphla, Talpidae.
AAGUGGCCGCGCGCGGCGGAAGCCGAGGCCGGGACGCCGCGGGCCGGAGCGGAGCCGCCGCGAUGAUUCAGGCCAUCCUGGUGUUCAACAACCACGGGAAGCCGCGGCUCGUCCGCUUCUACCAGCGCUUCCCAGAAGAAAUUCAACAGCAGAUUGUUCGAGAGACCUUCCAUCUAGUUCUCAAGCGGGAUGACAACAUUUGUAACUUCUUGGAGGGUGGAAGCUUGAUUGGUGGCUCUGACUACAAGCUGAUUUACCGGCACUAUGCUACCCUCUACUUUGUGUUUUGUGUGGAUUCAUCAGAGAGUGAACUUGGGAUCUUGGACCUCAUCCAGGUUUUUGUGGAGACCCUGGAUAAGUGUUUCGAAAAUGUUUGUGAGUUGGACUUGAUCUUCCACAUGGACAAGGUGCACUACAUCCUCCAGGAGGUGGUGAUGGGCGGGAUGGUGCUGGAAACAAACAUGAAUGAAAUCGUGGCUCAGAUGGAAGCUCAGAACAGGCUGGAGAAAUCCGAGGGUGGUCUCUCGGCAGCCCCCGCCAGGGCUGUGUCUGCUGUGAAGAACAUCAAUCUCCCGGAGAUCCCUCGGAACAUCAACAUCGGCGAUCUCAACAUCAAAGUCCCCAACCUGUCCCAGUUUGUCUGAGGGCCAGGACCUGAACAGACUGGGGUGCGGGGGCCGGGCCGAGCCAGUCCCGCAGCAGCGCCUGCGCCCGGAGAGUCAUACCAGCAGGGCGGGGCUCCCUUCUCACAUUUGCGGUCCUGCGGCCUCCUCUGCACGUGGCCACUGCCCACGUGGGGGCCUGCCUUCCUCGGAGGGGCAGCACGGACAAGCCUCGCCCCGUCCCCCCGAUCCCCAGCGGCGGGGCCUGUAUCGAGAGGCCAUCUGCUUCUCAACCCCCACCCCCAGUGCUGUCCCUUCUCUGACAAGAGUCUCCUCAGCCCUCGAGGCUCUGAGGGCUGUCUCCUCUGCAGGCGAGGUAGCCGGAAAUUGGCUGAUGCUCAAGUUUGGGGGAUGAGGAGCGUAACAGGCAGGAUUUUACCAGAACCAGAGUUGCCUACCGGCUGCAUCAGGGUUGUCCGAGUUGGAGCCCCUUUGUGUGGUCGGCUCUCAGUGGCCCCCUCUGCAGAGCACGUCACCCCCUUGGUCCAGCCCUCGCGCUGCUCUGGAAGGGUUUAUGUGCCGGACGCAGUCCACACUCAAACCUGGUGUUUGUCCCCACACCGCACGGGGCGAGUGUGUCUCUAGAAGGUAAAACUGACUGUAAAACGGAAUAGUCCGGAGUCCGCUCUUGCAGGCUGGAAAUACAUUCUGCUCACGAGGAAGAGGCGCUCGGUCGCUGUGUUGUGAAUGCAGGAAGCCAGGGCCACUGUCCAGCUCUGGG